AUGGCUCUCGCCGUUACCAAUAGCGCCACCCGCGCAACUCCCAACUCUGAUAUUUCCAUUACGCCGAAUAUGACUUUAAGAUCCCUCACCAAGAAGAGCCUCAAGGAGCAAAUUCGCGAUGCCAAAGCCAUCAUCGACCUACCCCUCGAUCCGAAGCAAUACCCAAAGAUCCAGGGUCCCGAAAAACGGUUUUACCACCUCCGCGCGCACUUCAAGCAAAAGGAUGGGCCUUCCUGGGUGAACGCCCACGGCACACUGCUCCUACGGCUCACGGAAAGUGACUCGAGCUCUACAGACGGCAAAUUCUGGGUUUGCCACAAGUGUUACAACAUCUUUGACGCGGAGGCAACAACUUCGCCAGCUAAACACCUUCGACAAAAGCACGGUAUUACAAAGGAUGGCGAGCUUCAGAGAGCAAGCACUGCGGGCAAGAGACCGCCGCCGGCGAUUGACGAGCUCUUCCAAGCUCGAGCCAACAAGAAGACUAAACUCCCGCCCCCCCGAAAGAUCCAGGACCGCUUCCAAGAGCUCCUAGUCAAGUGGGUUUCCGAUUCGGAUAUCCCAUUUUCCGUGGUUGAAAACAAGCACUUUCGGGACCUAUUUUCUCUUGUCAAUCCAACACAGACCGACGACCUCCUUCCAAGAAGUCAUGCCACCACACGCAAUUGGCUGAAAACCCAGUACAACCUCUAUUUUGAUGCCCUUAAGGCGGAGAUCACAGCUACACCCAAUCCUAUCCACAUCUCCUUCGACGGGUGGUCAUCCCCCGGAACUGCCGCGUUUUUUGCUGUCGUUGUGCACUAUUUCAAUGCUGCGGGGGAAUUCAACACCCGCUUACUCGCCCUGCCGCGGAUCAAGGGCACUCACAAUGGCGAAAACCUCGCCAAUGGAGUGGUUGAGGUGGUCGAGCGCUUUGGCUUCCGAGCUAAAUUAGGGGUUUUCCAAGCCGACAACGCAGAAAACAACGAUACGUGCGUUACCGAACUUUUGCGGUACUUCAACCCCCAUCUUUCCACUUCGCAGCUUGACCUCAUUCGGUCUCUCAAGCGAGUGCGCUGCGUUGGCCACAUCUUGAACCUCGUUGCUAGAGCUUUCCUGGACGGCGAAAACAAGGAAGUAAUCAGGAAACUGGCAGAGGGCUCAGAUGAGCGACUUUCUGCGGAACAAGAGAGAGAGCUUCUCAACGCGUGGCGAGAAACUGGGCCAGUGGGCAAGCUCAGCGCCCGGUACAAUCGACUAGGAGAUCUCAACGAUGAAGCUGUACUUUCUUCCGAGGAUUGGGCAGUUCUGACAGAGAUCAAGGCUCUGUUGGCCCCAUUCAAGUUUAUCACCAAGAAGUUGGAGGGGAGAAAGCCCAAUCUUUGUGACGUUGUCAGCCACAUCUUCAGCCUCCAUCGGGAUCUUAAGCAUCUACACCAAGCAUACAGAGUGGAAUUCGAACGUUCGGGAGGCUUCGAUAGCUCCAUAUUUCCGCCUAAUGACGAGCGGCCCGCGGGCCAGCUCCCGGGAUUCCUGUUCCCUGAACCUAGCGUGACACAGCAACGCCCGCGCCGAAUUCGUCGUGUGCCAGCUCGGUUUACUGAUUACGAAGUCGACCUCCCCGGGAUCGGGCUCCGCAGCCCAGUUACCGAGCCUAGGCAGCAGGACCCCUGUAUUGAGCUUGGGAAUCCUCUUCACGAUGAUCUCGAGGUGCCUUCCUUCUCGAGCCUUCAAUCUAGCCUCCAAUACGCCAUUGACAAGCUCGAGAAGUAUCUUGAGAUUCUAGAUGGGACACCUGUUUAUUGGGCAGCUCUUAUUCUACACCCGGGCCGCAGGAUGAAGUGGGUGAGGCUAUUUUACGAGGGCAACGACAAGAGGAUAUUGGAGAUCCAGCGGCGGUUUAUGGCAUAUUUUGAUACGCACUACCCAGCAGUCGAGCCGGCGACCCGCCCAUGCACCCCGGAGCAAGUCCCUGGCUUUGGGGAUAGUUUCUACGAUGCCCCAGUUGCUGGCGGUAUUGUGGAUGAGGUUGGGGAGUAUUUACGGGGGCCUGUACACCCCGUUGUCGACCCGAUCCAAUGGUGGUUGGCCCGGAAAGACGAAUACCCACGCCUCACGAGAAUGGCACUCGAAAUACUCUCAAUACCUCCCUGCGCAACGGAAUGUGAGAGGACUUUCAGCCUCGCAAAACUUACGAUAGGGUCGCAACGAUACUCUCUUGGUGAUAGUACCCUCAUAGAGCUUCAAUGUGUCCGUAACUGGGCGCGGGGAAACUUAUUAGGGAAGGUUGUGGCCUCAUGA
Messenger RNA from Chaetomium globosum CBS 148.51, 2280 nucleotides. RefSeq lists its product as uncharacterized. The transcript is spliced from 3 exons. Gene Ontology annotation, molecular function: protein dimerization activity. Lineage: Eukaryota; Fungi; Ascomycota; Sordariomycetes; Sordariales; Chaetomiaceae. The record is from RefSeq and is a predicted model, not a curated record. Bases 1 to 2280 code for a protein of 759 amino acids.